AUGCUCCGCCAGGCUAUUCGAGGAGCUCGAUGGUAUGCGGCGCGCAAUCCGUCGGUUUCCCUGCGCGCCUUCAGCGCUGUAACCGCGCGUCGGCUCGACUUCGGCGGGCCAAACGAUAAGGUCAACUUCUUUGAACAAGACGCCCCCGGCCAGAAGCGACGGCCGGUCGACCCCGAGGCUGAAGAACUCGAGGAGCGAGAGGACAUACAGAAUGAACUCACGAAGGUCCAGGAAGAGCUUAAAAUUCUAGAAAAAGGACCAUUCCACCCCGACAGCCCGUUCAUCCAGAGCUUACCAGAAGAAGACCGAAAGAUCGCGCUCGAGGCCCUUCGAAAAUAUGAGGAGGAAAAGGGCCCAACAGAGCCGCUGCCGUCCUUGGAUGAUGUAUUUGACGAGGAGCUGGAUGAGAUGCUGAAGGAGGAAUUUGAGGGCAUGGCAACCGAGCAAGAGAACUGGCAGGACAGCGCCCGAGAACAACGCAAGGUAGCUGCGCGAAAGGCCUCGGAGGCCAGGAAAUUAGCGGGCUCUGACUCUCAUCCCUACGCUGAACGUUUCCGAAAAGCGCUUCGUUCGUAUAUGGUGAACACGUCCGAUGAGCGCGCUUGUCAAGAGCUAUGGAAAGCGUAUCGCCGAUGCAAACAAGCCAUCCCAGGUUUUUUGGAUGCACUGCCGUCAAAAGCCAUGCAGGCAGUCUGGGAAUCACAAACCACUUCCAAAUUAUCCAACACUGUCCGCUCAACGCAUCUGCAAACCCUGGUCCAAGAUUCUACGUCCGCCGGGAAAUCACUCGCCAAGCCACAGAUUCUGUCAUAUAUCCAAGCCCUGCAUACUGGUGGCGCGACCAGCCAGGCAUUGGAACAGUGGGAGGCAUAUCAAUCAGAGCUUUCACAGGAUAAGGACGAUCUUGAGGAAUACUGGAUGCUCGGUGUCCGACUCUUUGCGGCUGCCAAAGACCCCCAACGAGCCCAAGAUAUUGCUUUGGCGUUCCUCUCUAACGACCAAUCUCGACAGCCGAGAGUUCUCAUUCCGGUGAUCACAGCAUGGGGCCUCGUCCCUGGGAAGGAAGCGGAGGUCAGGGCAUGGGCAUUAUAUCUUCAGCUAAAAACGUUCUUGGGUCCCGACAUGACCAUGGACGACUAUGACCAGAUCAGUAUCGGACUCCUUACGGCCGGUCGAUUGGAUACUGCCGUUGCUAUUUUCAAGGAUAUGAUGGUGACCGGACAAGACCCUGCCAAGGAUUCUACGGCCGUGUAUCAAGCAGCCCUUGGUCUCGCUGGCAAUCUCCAUGCAUCGAGCAUCAAUGAGCAGGCCGUGAACAAGGUUUCUCUGUCGGCACUUACCAUGCUGCCUCGUCAAUUUCAGAAUCGCUUCUUCUACGCCAGCUGGAUGAAGAAGCUCAUCGGAAUGGGACAGGUUGACUCAGCUGCACUGGUGAUUGAACUGAUGUAUGAGCGAAAUGUACGACCGGACACUAAGCAUCUCAAUGGCUUAGUCGCAGGGUGGCUCCAUGAGGGCAAUCCCCAAGCGCGAGACAAAGCAGAACGGCUAGCAUGGUCGAUGAUCCAACAUCGCAUCGAUGCCGUAUGGAAGCGAUUUCAACCAGUUGAAACGACACCGCGGCUUGAAGUCAAGCAUCAAGAUGUGGAAUCUAGCCGAAUUCCUCACUUUAUGAAGCGUGAGGUCCCACCUGCUAGCAUCGAGACAUUCUCUAUCCUUCUCCUCCACUACACACGCCGGGGUGAUGACGAUAUGGUCAAGUAUCUAGUCAAGUGCCUUGGUGACGCCCACAUCCAACCAAACUCAUACUUCAUGAACCACCUCCUUUACGCCGAACUUCGCAAACAAGACAUCCGCUCUCUCUGGACGAAAUUCCAAAAGAUGUCCGCCUCUGUUCGGCCCGACCUGGAGACUUACGCCUGUCUCUGGGACUGCGCAAAACUGCAAUUCGAUCGCGGUCGCACCUCGUACGAUGCAGGGUUCCCAUCAGCUCGUCAAUUAUUCGCCAGUAUGAUGCGGUGGUAUUCGCAGCUCACCCCACGAGCCCGCAAAAUUACAAACACCGAGUUCUCCAAGGACCUUUAUGAUCAGAUUGUGCGUUGUUUCUGUCUAUCUAAGGACAUCCCAGGCACGCUUGUCGCCAUCCAUUCGAUGCGAACAACAUUCGGGUUUGCACCGGACGACGUCACUGCCCGUUUGAUUGUUCUUCAGGUAGCACGUCUAGCCGGUGUACCCGCCGACACACCGAAGCAUCGCCUUCGUCGGUUAUCAUCUACUCCACGAAGCAAAGAGAACAUUGGACAGGUCAACCGGCUAUUAAAAUUGCUUGGCGAACGCAAGUCCAUGGCUCUCCAGGCUCAGGGCUUGAGCGUUGAGCAGCUUGAUCCGCACGAGACACAGCAGUAUCAGCUCGAGAUCAUGGCCCAGCUUCUGCGUAUUGUGUUGAGUCGGACGAACCGUUUGGACCCUGUGCAGAUUGAGAGGAAAUUAGCACAAGCAGCAGGGGAGAUGGAACUGCUGGAUAUCGAUCUUGGUUCGCCUUUGGGGGUGGAAGACAGCCAAUUGCUGUAA
Penicillium pulvis is the source of this 2568-nucleotide messenger RNA. Its product is annotated as pentatricopeptide repeat protein. Gene Ontology annotation, molecular function: protein binding. The transcript has a single exon. Lineage: Eukaryota; Fungi; Ascomycota; Eurotiomycetes; Eurotiales; Aspergillaceae. Bases 1 to 2568 code for a protein of 855 amino acids. The record is from RefSeq and is a predicted model, not a curated record.